Messenger RNA from Aureobasidium subglaciale EXF-2481, 643 nucleotides. RefSeq lists its product as uncharacterized. The record is from RefSeq and is a predicted model, not a curated record. The transcript is spliced from 5 exons. The coding region runs from base 1 to 360 and encodes 119 amino acids. NCBI's taxonomy places the organism in Eukaryota, Fungi, Ascomycota, Dothideomycetes, Dothideales, Saccotheciaceae.
AUGAUCUCGAGUCGUGUGUUUGCCUCCGCCUUGCGCGCCCAGGCUCCUGCCCUGCAGGCUGUCAAGGCUCGUCCUGCCGCCCGCAUCUUCCAGCAGACCCGCGGCCUCAAGAACACCCCUAAGCUGAGAGCGCCCGUCCCCAAGGAGGAGCACAGCGCACACACCAUCUCCCAGCGUCUUCGUACUCUCAAGAAGAUUCCCCCAGAGUUGAUUCCCAUUGGUGUCGUCCUUGCCGUCGCCAUCAGCUUUGCCGCCUACUCCCUUAUCCGCAAGCUCUUCACCGACGGUACCCUCCGCCUGUACAGAUCCAGAGGCCACAACCAGGCUUCGUCUCCCUCGGACACCAAGCCCUCCCACUAGAUUGACGAGAAGCAAUGCAUACUUGUAAAACAUCAUAUCACGAAGUGUGCCAGUGCGCCGGUUCUUGUAUCAGAGUCUCGUUGUAGCAUACGUCAAAAAUGUCUCAUGGUCAGACUGUAUUCUUUUUUGCAUCUUGGAGCAUUGAUAUAUGCCAUGCGCUAUACCCUGUUCUCUGCACUCCGCGGCAUCUCAAUAGCCCGUUUCUUGACUGUGUUUUGAUCGUGGCCUUAUCUUUGUUGUUCCAUGCGAAAGAUAAUCUGGCAUGACAAAUGUAAAGACCUGC